Molecule: messenger RNA, 2522 nt
Organism: Micropterus dolomieu (smallmouth bass)
Lineage: Eukaryota; Metazoa; Chordata; Actinopteri; Centrarchiformes; Centrarchidae
Product: B-cell receptor CD22-like
Exons: 15
Coding region: 1-2445 (814 amino acids)
Source: RefSeq, a predicted model, not a curated record
AUGUCCCCACCUCUUUGCCUGGGGCUGAAUGUGCACUCGUCACACAAACCUGGCAUUCAGCCUCAACAGACUGUUUGGAGAUUGAACUCUCCCCAGAUGGAAAAUGCUCCAAAGCUUCCCUCUGCGUUAGCGAGUCCUUCUGGUGAAAUCAUGGAGAACAGUUCAGUGACUCUGACCUGCAGCAGUGAUGCUAACCUAGCAACUACUUUUACCUGGUACAAGAGCAAUGGAAAUCCAAACCUUCAUCCUCGGAGUAAAGAACCACAGCUUGUCUUCAGCUCCAUUCAGUCCUCUGACUCUGGAGAUUUAACUCGCAUAGUGAAGUACCCAGACGGACAGAAGAAACGUGACCAGAAAGAGAAAACACCUUUUUCCCAUUCAGCAUCUUUUGGACCUGGCUGGAGCCUGGCUAAGGAGGGGAGAUGCAGUGUCCAGUUCUCCAAGAACCAGGGCGAUCCUGUCUACUCCAACAUCAGACCAGCUCAGCCCCACAGACAUGACGAGGGUGCUGAGUACGCUGUGGUCAAAUUUAAUGGUGGCAACACUUCCCCAAGUGGGAAGCAGCAAACAGUGGUACAGAGUCAGUAUGGCUGGGGAGUGACUUACACUUAUACUGAGAUCUGUGCCUUCAAAGGAUCAACUGUGUACAUAUACUGCACCAUUAAAUACCCGUCCACAAUAAAUGGCCACGAUACUACAGUUGAGGAAACAUUCUGGUUUAAAGGUGAUAAAAUUAUGGAUCUGAAAAUAAAGUCAGAGUAUUCAGGUCGUGUAACUUAUAGCUGUGAUAAGAACCGCUGCACUCUGAGAAUCACAGACCUGAGAGAGAGCGACUCAGCUGAGUACAAGUUCAGUUUCAUAACAAACCAACCAGGUGGGACAUAUACUGGUUCACCUGGAGUCACUCUGUCUGUCACAGAUCUCCAGGUGCAGGUGAGCAGAUUACAGGGGUCUUCUAACUGGGCAGAGCUGAAGUGUCACAGCAGUUGUCUUCCACCUGGUCAUCAUUACUACGUCUGGUACAAGAAUGGACAGAACAUUGGGGGACAAACAUCUAAUUCUUAUUCAGCCUCCUUUAAGCCUGCAGACAGCUUUUCCUGUGCUGUAGGAGGAUAUGAGAAGUCCCGCUCUCCUUCAGUGUAUGCUCCAAAGCUUCCCUCUGUGUCAGUGAGUCCCUCUGCUGAGAUAGUGGAGGGCAGUUCAGUGACUCUGACCUGCAGCAGUGAUGCUAACCCAGCAGCUACUUAUACCUGGUAUAAAUAUCAUGGAAAUCCAAACCUUCAUCUUCCCAGAAAAGAACCACAGCUUAUCUUGAGCUCCAUCCUGUCCUCUGACUCUGGAAAGUAUUACUGUGCAGUAGAGAAUGAUCUGGGAAUGAGGACAUCUGGAUUAGUCCCUAUUAAUGUGAAAUAUGCUCCAAAGCUUCCCUCUGUAUCUGUGAGUCCCUCUGCUGAGAUAGUGGAGGGCAGUUCAGUGACUCUGACCUGCAGCAGUGAUGCUAACCCAGCAGCUAAUUAUACCUGGUACAAGGAGAACCAAACUCUGCUCAGUGAAGAACCACAGCUUGUCUUCAGCUCCAUCCAGUCCUCUGACUCUGGAGAGUAUUACUGUGCAGCUGUGAACAAGAUCGGGAAGAAGACAUCUGGAUUAGUCACUAUUAAUGUGAAAUAUGCUCCAAAGCUUCCCUCUGUGUCAGUGAGUCCCUCUGCUGAGAUAGUGGAGGGCAGUUCAGUGACUCUGACCUGCAGCAGUGAUGCUAAACCAGCAGCUAAUUAUACCUGGUACAAGGACAAUAGCAAUCUAAACCACCUUCAUCAUCCCAGGAAAGAACCACAACUUGUCUUCAGCUCCAUCCAGUCUUCUGACUCUGGAGAGUAUUACUGUGCAGCUGUGAACAAGAUCGGGAAGAAGACAUCUGGAUUAGUCACUAUUAAUGUGAAAUAUGCCCCAAAGCUUCCCUCUGUGUCAGUGAGUCCCUCUGCUGAGAUAGUGGAGGGCAGUUCAGUGACUCUGACCUGCAGCAGUGAUGCUAACCCAGCAGCUAAUUAUACCUGGUACAAGGAGAAUGAAGACUCACCAAAAGCAUCAGGACAGAACUUCACCAUCACUGACUUCAGAGCUGAACACAGUGGGAAUUAUUACUGUGAAGCCCAGAACAGAAGAGGACAUCAUAACUCCAUCUUGCAUCUGAUUGUUCUGGCAGGGAAUUCAACAAUAGUAAUGAAUAUCAUCAGGUUGACUCUGGUGGUCUUGAUGCUGAUUCCUCUGCUUCUCUUGAAUCUGUGGACGAGGAAGAAGAAAACUCUGAGCUCCACCUCUGAACCAAAUGAACCUGGAGAGACGAUAGAGUUAGACUCUGAUCCUGUGUAUGUCAGUGUCUCAGACUUUAAGAGCGUCACUGCAGCACAGACAGAAGACACAGAGCAGCAGGAAGACAUGGUGUGAAGUCCAGUCAGAUGCAGUUGAACCAGACUCACCUCAUGGUAGGACGGCAUUGAAACAUCACAGUAGAGCGAGUCUGU